Molecule: messenger RNA, 1862 nt
Organism: Vitis riparia (riverbank grape)
Lineage: Eukaryota; Viridiplantae; Streptophyta; Magnoliopsida; Vitales; Vitaceae
Product: double-stranded RNA-binding protein 1-like
Exons: 9
Coding region: 49-1695 (548 amino acids)
Source: RefSeq, a predicted model, not a curated record
CGUUCUCUUUGUAACUUGAAGAGGAAGAGGAAGCGGAAGAGGAAGAGAAUGUACAAGGCCAAGUUGCAAGAGCUAAGUCAGCAGAAGAGGUGGGGCUUACCAAGAUACACGGCCAUGAAAGAUGGACCAGACCACCUACCCCACUUCAAAGCUUCUGUUUACGUCAAUGGCCUCUCUUUUCAUUCACCCACCAUCUCCACCUCCUCAAAACAAGCUCACAACCAAGCUGCUAAGCUUGCUUUCCUUCAUUUCGCCUCUUCAUCAGGUUCUUCAACCACAGCAGCUGAAACCAUGGCUGAAGGCCAAAAUACUGAGGAAGCAAUUCAGAGUUUUGAGAGUCACUCAAGUACCUUAGCUGUUACAAAUUGUUCUCUGAAGCCAAUGGCUCACCAAGAUGCUAGGGAUUCAAAUAUUGGAGAAAACUAUCAAAGUACUGAAAUUCAUUCUCAUGCCUUGGCUGUCAAAGAUGCACCAAGAGAUGAGAAGCCAAAGACUGGAGAAACAAAUCAUAGUAUUGAGACUCAUUCACAUGGUUCGAGCGUCAGCAAUGUAGAUUUGCAAUACCAAUACAAGAGCCAGCUGCAGAAUUAUGCUAGAAGUAAAAAUCUUGAUGCUCCUUUGUACUCAAGUAAAUGUGAUGGUCCACAUCAUGCUCUUCACUUCAAGGCUACAGUUACUAUUGAUGGACAUACCUUUGGGAGCCCAGAGUUCUUCAACACUUUAAAGAAAGCAGAGCAUGCUGCUGCAAAGGUUGCUUUAAUGUCAUUGUUGCAGGAUGAUUUUCAAGAGGAUGACUCUGGCUUUUACAAGAAUGUUUUACUCGAGUUAGCCCAGAAAGAACUUUUCUGCAUACCAAAGUAUGAAACAGUCAAAUGUGGUCCAUCUCACAUGCCCACAUUCUUUUCCACAGUGAAAGUGGAUGAAGAGAUUUUCCAUGGGAAAGCAGGGAGAUCUAAGAAACAGGCAGAGAUGAAAGCUGCAAAGGCUGCAUACACUGCUUUUAAGGAUCGUGCAUCAAGACGGAGAGCUGAGUUUGCUUCCCCUGAUUCCCCAGCAGACAAGGUUCUCAAAUCCUCUGCUGCCUCAGUCCAAGUCACCACUGUUGACUCACAGCAGAACCUCAAGCCCCAACUUCCGUUGCUUUCAUCUUCAACCAUCGACUACGAGGAACAUGCUGAAGAAACGAUAGCAGGUGAGGCUUUCAACUCCUCUGCUAGCACCAAUCAAGUCAUCUCUAUUGACUCAGAAAAGUAUGUUAUACCCGGAUGCUCAUUGCUUUCAUCCUUACCUGUUAGCUAUGAGGAACAUGCUAAAGAAAAUAAAGAUGAAGUUCAGGAAGUGGAGUCAGCUGAAAUAUCAUCAGCCACAGCCAAUGCCACCGCUCAGGAGACUCAUUCAUCUCUUCUAGUAUUAGAUAUUGACAAAAUGAAUACCAAAGGAAACUCAACAGCUUGUUCUGAAUCAGUACCUGUGGCACCCAAAGAAGAUUCAGUUUCUAUGAUGGCACCUCUUGACCUUUCAGCUUCCAGCACAGAGAUGACUACCAGCAAAAUGAGUUACUUGCUCUGUGGCAGGGUCAGAGUGUAUCCAUGCUUCCCAGAUGUUAGCUUCCCCAAGGGGAUUACAGUGCUGCCCAUUAGCGGGGACAAGUGGGUGGCCAUGAGCUUGGAGUUUCCAAAUGAGAAAGGUAAUUAAAUUAUUCUAGCUUCUUCCAUUAUAAGGCAGAUGGUUCAUCCAUGCAGAAAGUUAGUACAACACUUUUGCUAUAUGUAAAAAGUAUAUUGGAAUGUUUACAAAACAGUUAAAUAUAAACAACAUACAGCUACCAUUGAGUGAUUUGAAAUGAAAAGAUGUUAUCUUUA